Molecule: messenger RNA, 3306 nt
Organism: Salarias fasciatus (jewelled blenny)
Lineage: Eukaryota; Metazoa; Chordata; Actinopteri; Blenniiformes; Blenniidae
Gene: pdxdc1
Product: pyridoxal-dependent decarboxylase domain containing 1
Exons: 24
Coding region: 216-2540 (774 amino acids)
Biological process (GO): carboxylic acid metabolic process
Cellular component (GO): intracellular membrane-bounded organelle
Molecular function (GO): carbon-carbon lyase activity; pyridoxal phosphate binding
Source: RefSeq, a predicted model, not a curated record
CGUGGAAGGCACGUCGAGCCGCGGCUCCAGGAAGUCACCGGUCCGGUUCAGACUGCGGGGCACGGGACGGACCAGCACCGCCGGGAAGACGCCUCGAACCUCGCGUUCCUCCGCAGCGGCACCGCGGGAACUCCCCGACACCGACCGGCCGCGUGCGCCCGCUGCCACGGAGCGCAGAGCCGCCGCUCCCCUGAAGGGAGCCGGACGGAUUCAACAUGGUGGACGCCACGCUGACUCAGGUGGAGAAACAUCUGAGCGACGCCAUGAGGAUCCUGGAGGACGGGCAGAGUGAGCUGGACGCAGGAACAGAGAGGCCCCGACUCAGCAGGAGCAGCAUCCCAGGACCGCUUCAGGGAGAUGGACGGGACGCCACCGCCGUCCUGCAGCAAGUCCACAGCCUCAUCCAUGAGGACGAGGAGGACGAGGAGGACGAGGACAAGGACAAGCCCAGCCAGCACAGGAUGCAGAGUGUGGCUGAGCAGGGUCACAUGGCCCUGCUGGGCCACAGCCUGGCGGCCUACAUGUCGGUGCUGGACCGGGAGCGGCUGAGGAGGCUGACCACCCGCAUCGUGUCCGACACCACGCUGUGGCUCUGCAGGCUCUUCAGGUAUGAGAACGCCUCCGCCUGCUUCCACGAGGACGACCGGGACGGGCUGGUCAAAGUGUCCCGCCUGGUCCUCCACGCCCGCUACGAGGACUACGCCUGCGAGGGCUUCGCCGUCCUGAGCCCCAGACAGCCCGUCAUCUACCAGAGCGCCUCCUGCAGGCCGGGCCUGGGACAGCACCUCUGCAGCCAGCUGGGCCUGCCUCUCUCCAGCCUGUGCACGGUGCCGUGCAACACCGUGUUUGGAUCCCAGCACCAGAUGGACGUGGCCCUGCUGGAGAAGCUGAUCAGAGAGGACUCGGAGGCCGGGAGGCUCCCGCUGCUGCUGAUCGCCAACGCAGGGACGCCCGGAGCCGGACACACCGACAAGCUGGGCCGUCUGAGGGAGCUGUGUGACCAGUACAGCCUGUGGCUCCAUGUGGAGGGGGUCAAUCUGGCGACGCUGGCUCUGGGUCAGGCCACCUCUGUCGUCACGGCUGCCACCCGGAGUGACAGCCUGACACUGACUCCAGGUCAGUGGCUGGGGCUUCCUGCUGUGACUGCCGUCACUCUCUACAGACACGAGGAUCCGGCUCUGUCUCUGGCAGCAGGCCUGACCUCCAGCCAGCCGGUGGAGAAGCUGCGAGCGCUGCCUCUCUGGCUGUCGCUGCAGUACCUCGGCCACAACGGAAUCGUCCAGAAGAUCACGCACGCCACGGCGCUGAGCCAGCAGCUGCUGCAGAAGUUAAAGUCUCUGGCCUCCAUCAAAACCUCGGAUGUGCUCGACACAGAGAUCUCUCUCGUGGAAGCUUUGAGAAUGGUGGAGGAUGAGCUCAGCUCCCCCGUGGUGCUCUUCAAGUUCUCCCAAGACAUGAGCGCCGCGUCCAGCGGGGGGUCGGUGGAGGCUUUCUGCGCCGGAGAGAGGGAGGUGCUGGACGCCUUCAACGGAUGGCUGGGCGAGCAGCUGGCUCGGCUGGUUCCUGCCAGCGGGGUGGACGUGGUGGAGCUGGAAGACGAGGGGACCUGCGUCCGCUUCAGCCCGCUGCUCACCGCUGCAGUGCUGGGGACCCAGCAGCAGGACGUGGAGGCGCUGGUGGAGCGGCUGGCGGAGCUGCUGCCGGUGAUGAACGCCACCGUGGCUCUGAGGGCGGAGUUCAGGGAGGAGGCCCGCCGCCACGCGCCCUCGCUCUGCUACGUGGAGGAGCUCAGCUGGCCGGGACUCGGAGUGGUCCGGUACGAGCCCGAGGCGGAGGGGAUGGACGAAGGCAGGAGGAAGCAGGAGCUGCAGAAGAUCCAGGCCGAGCUGCUGAAGAAGCUGCAGGAGCUGGACUCGGACAUCGUCUUCUCUGCCGGUCCUGAGUUCGGCCCGGAGGAGGACUGCAUCUUCGUGGGAAUGGUGAGCGAGGACGUGGACGUUCCCGAGCUGGUCCUCACCAUCGCCUCCCUGGGACGGGAGAUAGAGGAGAGCGGGAGGCUGCUGGAGAACAUGACGGAGGUGGUGAGGAAAGGCAUCCUGGAGGCGGAGCAGCAGCUCCAGCAGGCCAGCAUGGACAAGCUGAUGGAGGAGGGCCUGCUCAGACAGAUCCCGGUGGUGGGCUCCAUGCUGAACUGGUUCUCUCCGGUCCAGAGCUCCAUCAGAGGCAGAACCUUCAACCUGGCUGCAGGAUCUCUGGACUCCACGGACGCCACGUACGCGACCAAGGCUCAGGCCGGCCGGCCGUCCUUUCAGGACACGCCUCCGUCCUCGUCCAAGAAGCUUCCAGGUCAAAGGUUAUUCCGACGCUCGGGGACGAGUCUGGACUCCGCCAGCGAGACCGGCUCCGUGGGACACGCCGAGGACCCCACCCCCCACGCUCCAGCAGAACCCGCAGAACCCGCAGAACCCGACACAGCCAGGCCGGACCAGAGCGGCGUGAGCCCGGAGCAGCAGGAGCAGGAGGAGCAGAGUCCCAGAUAGGACCGCUCCUCCAACCGUCCAGGUGUUUGAUGUAGUGAAUGUCGCUGUGUGAGGCGGGGGGAGGAGGGGGCGGAGUCAGCCUCUGCCUUAUGACUCCAGGAACACAAAGAUGUCGGAUCACUGAUGAAGGCUUUAAUAUACUCACUCUUUAAUCUCUCAGCUCUGCUCUUCUUUUCCCGAUCAGACGCUUUGCUGGCUGGUCUGUGAGGCAGCUUCUCUUCCUGUUUCAGCUGAAUGACGUUGCACUAAAGACGAGCCGGGGUGGUGGGGUGGGGGGGAUGGGGGCGGUGGCGUAAUGCCCCUCCGGUGCACUAGGUGGCUGUAGUGACACAUCCAGGGUUCCCCAAACACAUUAGAAUCUGGUUCUGGUCACUGAACCUGCAGUAACGGCUUCUUCUUCUGCUGUCCUGGACGCUGGAGGGGCUCACUGCGCCACCUUGUGGCUCGAGGUGGAAUUACAGGACCGUGGCGCGCCGGUUAUCAAGCUUACUGCACUACAAUUCUCCACUGCUGGUUCUCCUGUUCUGACAGAACUCACACACACUGUUACCUCCACUUAUCGCUCAAACCAACAUGCACAACACAAACAAGGCACAGGACUGCCGGACCGAGAGAAACCGCCUUUCUAUGCACUGUGCUCCACAAGUCAGUUCAUCAAAACUGUGCAAUAACUACGCUUAAAAAAAAAAAAACAUACGACCACCAUGAGCAGGAAAUCACUUUCACUUUAAAAAAAAAAGAAAUUGUUUAAGAAAAUCACAUUUAA